GAGAGACCUCUCGUUUUGUGCGUGUCCUGAGAGGGCUCUUUUUUCUCUCUAAGUUUCUACAAGUGGCAAUAUAAACAUGUGUGGUGGUGCUAUCAUUUCCGACUUCAUCGCCGUCAAGCGCGCCCUGAAGCUGACGGCGGAGGACCUCUGGUCAGAUCUUGACACCAUCUCUGACCUCCUUGGCAUAGACUACUCCAACAGCAUCAACAAACAGCCGGAGAAUCACAAGGUGGUCCAAAAGCCGAAACCAUCUAUCACCAAAGUGACAAGUGAUGAGAAGCCCAAGCAGGCGAGCGGGUCUGCUGCUGCCGCAAAAGGCAAGAGAGUGAGGAAAAACGUGUACAGAGGAAUAAGGCAGAGGCCGUGGGGCAAAUGGGCGGCUGAGAUUCGCGACCCCUACAAAGGCGUCCGGGUCUGGCUCGGCACCUAUGACACCGCUGAGGAAGCCGCCCGCGCUUACGAUGAAGCCGCCGUGCGCAUCCGCGGGGACAAGGCCAAGCUCAACUUUGCCCAACCACCAUCCUCUUCACCGCUUCCAUCUCUGGCGCCGGAUACGCCGCCGCCGACAAAGAGGCGGUGCAUUGUUGCUGAGUCAACUCGGGUGGAGCCGACUCAACCGAGUUUCCAGACCGGUUCUUACUAUUAUGAUCCAUUAUAUCACGGCGGUGGUGGUGGGGAAAUGUAUGCUAAGAAAGAGGUGGCGGGUGGGGACGAGGUGGUGGUAGAGCAGCUGAGUCAGGUGGUGAGUGGAAGCGGAGAGUCGGACUCGUUGUACCUGUGGAUGCUGGAUGACCUGGUGGCAUAUCAGCAACAAGGGCAGCUUCUGUAUUAAGGCAGCGGAAUUGUUCUAGCUAAAUAUUUGUAUGGCUAGGAAUUAAAAACAUAUUAAUUAAAGGGUAUGUAUGUUUAAUUUACGUGUGUGAAAUGCGAGUGUUGAGUAUGUCUAUGACUGGGUUUGUGUAACGUGUGUUGUUUGCUACGGUGUUUAUGUUUAAUAGUAACUGCUUUUGUCUUUGUGCAUGUUAUAUGAUCAAAGUGUUUCGGUUUGUGUU
Malus domestica (apple) is the source of this 1052-nucleotide messenger RNA. Its product is annotated as ethylene-responsive transcription factor RAP2-3-like. Lineage: Eukaryota; Viridiplantae; Streptophyta; Magnoliopsida; Rosales; Rosaceae. The record is from RefSeq and is a predicted model, not a curated record. Gene Ontology annotation, biological process: ethylene-activated signaling pathway; regulation of DNA-templated transcription. Gene Ontology annotation, molecular function: DNA-binding transcription factor activity; DNA binding.